This is a messenger RNA of Toxorhynchites rutilus septentrionalis, 2895 nucleotides long. RefSeq lists its product as uncharacterized. The transcript is spliced from 6 exons. Lineage: Eukaryota; Metazoa; Arthropoda; Insecta; Diptera; Culicidae. The coding region runs from base 415 to 2295 and encodes 626 amino acids. Gene Ontology annotation, molecular function: RNA polymerase II transcription regulatory region sequence-specific DNA binding; DNA-binding transcription factor activity, RNA polymerase II-specific. Gene Ontology annotation, cellular component: nucleus. The record is from RefSeq and is a predicted model, not a curated record. Gene Ontology annotation, biological process: regulation of transcription by RNA polymerase II.
GAAUCAAAACAAAAUCCUCAUUCAUUGAAUGAAAUCAUUUUGGCAGAGAGUGUAAUAAGGAAACGUUUUAUUUUGUAAACACUAUCCUUUUUCUUUUUGUUCAAUUUUGGUCACAUAACCUUAUAUGUAUUUCGGUAAACCAGUCGUGAUAGUACAGUUUUGCUAAUUUUUCGCGAGUGAUAAAUAACCCGAAGCUUCAUAAAAACUGCGAUAGUGAAUUCACCCAGUAGCCAUCUUAUUUUUUAAACGACCUUGAAUUGUGAUACAUAUUUCAUUGGAAAUUGACGAAAGGAUCGAGUUCUAGCAAAUUAAAUGAUCACCACUUUACUAUGGACUGGAUUGGUGUAUGAGCAUGUGAGGAUACGAUCGUAACUAUUGUUGUUAUAAUUUAACAAGCUUUUUUGCACAUCUGUUAUGGAUUUACAAUCUUAUUUUGGUACAUAUGUGUAUGAAAAAGACGAGAUGAUGAGUAGCUCCAGUGUUCAAUCGAGACCCAACCCCAACCUUACGGGGGACCCUCAGCAGCCUUUAGACCGACAGCAAAUCACGUCUGACAAUGGAGUCAAUGGCAAUAAUAAUCUUAAAAACUACGUGAAUAAUAAUACGGCUGUAGAUAACAAAAAAGAUGAAAGUGAUUGUACCAAAGAGCUGAACACCUCGAACAAUGAAGCUUGCGAAACACAUGACCUGGAAAGUGCAACCAUGUCGGCCAUGUCGGGUAGCGUCAUCUAUAAUAUCAACAGUACAAAUAAUAGUAGUAAUAAAAACGAUCUUCAAAAUAAACACCACAACUACUCAAGAUCAUUCAACAGUCAGCUAAAAGCUAAACCAAGUAGCGUCAAAAAAUCAUCUAAAGUAGAAGAUUUAACGUUCGAUGGGAGGGUUCCAUCAAGUUUCUCCAUGGAAGAUAUAUCGCUGGUAAACAGCAGUUUUCCUGAAAACGAGGUGCACCCAACAGUUCCAGGCGGCACAACACCUGAUCAUCAUGCUCGGCGGCCAAUGAACGCAUUCUUGAUAUUUUGUAAACGCCAUCGAGCUAUCGUCAAGGAUAGACAUCCGAACUUGGAGAAUAGAUCUAUCACUAAAAUACUGGGAGACUGGUGGGCAAAUUUGGAUAAGGAACAAAAGUCGAGCUAUACGAAUCUCGCAAAACAGUAUAAGGACGCGUUUUUCUCUGCCCAUCCGGAUUUUAAGUGGUAUAAGCUGCCCGCUCCGCCAUUACGUCCUCAAGUGAUGCGUACAGUGAAAUUAGGACAACCGAGCCAAUACGAAACUUUUAACUUCUUGCCAGAGGCGAAUAUGCUUGGCAAUGAGGGCACAAAUAGCAUUAAGGGAGAAUCUGUCACUACGGAUGGUUAUUUUUUGUAUCAAGAGGCAGAACCCAAUCCGAUUCUGACCAAGACCCAGUUUCUAGGCGUCUUCAAGCUUGCUGAUGAAGCACAAAUGGGUAACCUGAACAAUCUGAUGAAAGACCUGUCACCUGAGGGUAAUGAAUAUCAAAACGACCCUCAACAUGAUCCUCUGGAUCACAAUGUAGUGGCUUCUGAACAUGAACCUAUAUCGACACAACCAACGGCAAUGCCAGAUUCGUACAUUGAUACGAAAAACAACUUUUAUUCCAAUCAUCCGAAUUACAUAAGCCAUGAAGAGAGUGUCUGUGAUAACGAACGUAUCACCGGAAAAAUCGGUUCGAUGCACUACGAAUACUGUGAUGAGGAUUACACCGGUAGAAAUGUACGAGCUUGCAAAGGAAAACGCUAUCAAGAAUUUAUGGCUCUUACUAAACCUAGUACCGGACCUAAAAAGUCUUCAAAAAGUGCCACUUUCGUUAGGAAUAUACUAGAGACUAGCAUUGUCUCAGCUGGCACUACUUUGGAGGAACAAAAGCCUGAAAUUGUGGAAAAUUCGACGUCAGAAGAGAAAGGUGGUGUUAUUGAUACAUGCGAAAGUAUCCCUAUGAAUGCUGAAUGUAAAAACUUCGACACUUCCGAUUUCGAUUUGGACACAAAAAUAAGUGAAUUACCAUGCCUGAAUCUUGAUGAAUAUCUGACCAAGAAAAAGAACACAAAGAAACGAAAAAAAGUUAAAGAAAGUAAAUUCAAGUCAACAUUGAAGCCUCGCGCAAAAGCAAUUGAGCAGAAAGAGAAGAUAGUUGGCAGCCGGAAACGCAAGGCUCGCAAGGAAAGCAUCACUCGUCGGGAUGUUACUAUGAUGGAAAAUACGGUGCCUGGUUCUGAAGGCUUGAUUCAUGUCGUGACCUUCACAGAAGUAGCGGCUAAUGAAGAAACAAUCUAAGUCAGAAUAGCGAGCAUGUUGCCUUAUAUUGGCAGAACGAUUGGUAAUGUUCGAACAGCCAGUGUUUUUUUUAACGAUAGACACCUAAUGAUCCUAGUAGAUAUUUUGUCAUUUUCAUAUUGUCGUAAAUAAAGCGUAGUAUCAGCUUACGCAAAAUGAUUAAGAAGUAGUUAAUAAUGAUGGAAGAAGUAAAACGAUAUAAUCGUUAGCAUAUUUUAAAAUUCACAUUUUGUUGAUUUGUUUUUAUUCUCCAUCUUCUAUGAAACGAUAGAAUACACCAUAUAAAAGUCAGAAUAGUGAUAUAUGUUGUUAUUCAUAUUUCAUAAGCGUUAUAACAGAAAUGUAGAAUCGUCUGUUCGUUUUUCGCAUGAAUGUAUUGUCUUGAAAGAAUGAUCUUGCUAAGAUAUUCCUUCGUUAUUUAAUGUCAACUAAUCGAUAAUAUGUUUCGUAUUUUUUCAGAGCUUCAUGAUAUAUAAAUAUCUGGUAUAAGGGAAAAACCAUUGACUUUCACGAAAAAGAAUAUAUUUUUGCCUAUAUUAUCAUAAAAUUACUACUGUAUAAAAUUCACCUGUUUUGUUCUAUUAAAUUGAUCAAGUACAA